GUGAGUGAGUGAGUGAGUGAGUGAGGUGUUCAGCAGGUGAACAGCAGCUCUGCGUCAGGAAAAUGAACAACAGGCUGAACACGACUUCAUCCUCAGAGGAGAGCCGCUUUCUGGAGGAGUUUCCGCUGUCUGCUGGGCAGGCCAGUGUGUUCAGUAAUGAAAAACACAAGUCAGAGUUCCAGACUUUCAAGAAGAAGAUGACCCUGGAUGGCGAAGAGGACGGUGUGAGUUACGUGUUAAUCGAUGAGCUUCAUGAGAAGUUUGGCCCUGCGGUCAUGCACAUCCAGGAGCAGGACGUGAUUGGCAUCGGGGCUGAUGUGUACGGACAGAGCGGCCAGGAGAGACUCUGCUGGUUACAGGUGGCCACUAAGAAGGUGGUGUACCUGUUCGACAUCCUCCUGCUGGGCGGUCCGGCGUUUAAGAACGGCCUGUCGAUGAUUCUGGAGAACACACACAUCCUGAAGGUGCUCCAUGACUGCCGCUGCAUCACCCGCUGCCUGAGGACAGAGUUCAGGGUGCAGCUGACCAAUGUGUUCGACACACAGGUGGCUGAGCUGCUGCUGUUCUUCAACGAGAGCGGAGGGUUUCUGCCGGACCGACUGGCUUUACUCCCAGAGCUGCUGCAGCUUCACCUCAGACUGACCACAGCGGAGAUCCAGCCCCUCUGCUCCAAACAGCAGCAGAGCAGGGAGUGUGUGCAGCUGUGGUAUGUGCGUCCGUGUCCUCCAGAUCUCCUCAGUCUGAUGUGUUCUUCAGUCCAGCAUCUCCUCUCUCUGCGUCUGCUGCUGCUGGACGCUCUGCUGGCGGAUUACACUGUGCUGGUGGACUCCUUCAUGAGCAGCUCUCACUGCCCACCACUGCACUUCCAGCAGGAUGAGUGCGCGGUGCCGCCGGAGCUGCAGGAGCUGAUGUGUGUGCGUCAGCAGAGGAUGGACUGGGCGUCUCAGUGUUACUCUCAGACUGACAGUGGUCUUCUGCAGCGCUCCAGCUUUAAAGCCUCUCCACACACUCCAGCAGACGCUCAGUAAUGCUGUCCUGCGGUAAACGCUCUUCUGUUCAGUCUUUCUGUUCACGUGUUUUGUGUUGUGUAUUAAGAGUUCACGAAGCUGUAAAGAGUGUGUUCAAUAAAUGUGAAGCUCCUGU
This is a messenger RNA of Danio rerio (zebrafish), 1143 nucleotides long. It is a transcript of the gene exd1, whose product is annotated as exonuclease 3'-5' domain containing 1. The record is from RefSeq and is marked provisional. Gene Ontology annotation, cellular component: cytoplasm. Lineage: Eukaryota; Metazoa; Chordata; Actinopteri; Cypriniformes; Danionidae. Gene Ontology annotation, molecular function: nucleic acid binding.